Schistosoma curassoni is the source of this 1869-nucleotide messenger RNA. Lineage: Eukaryota; Metazoa; Platyhelminthes; Trematoda; Strigeidida; Schistosomatidae. The record is from the annotation of a GenBank genome assembly.
AUGACUGAAGAUGAAAUAAGCUUGCUGAUAGCCAAUUUUUCAGAAUCAGUGACUCCAGGUAGCAAAUAUCAUGCUAUGCUAGUCAAACUAAAUCAAAUACUUACUAAGAAUUUAUAUAAUUCAGUUGAGCAUUACAUGACAUUAAAGCAGCCUACAACGAUGUCAAACGUGGAAACUCAUGGAGAAGCUUUCUUGUGGAAACAAUGGGAUCAGGAAUAUUCAGAUCGAUACUUUAAACUAACCCCAAGUGCAUAUCCAAAUAAAUCUGAUUUUAUUACAAUGGAAGCAAAUGAAGCGCUAAUUGCAUUGUUUGAAAAACAUACAGAAUUUCUGAAUAAACUUUCUUCUCGUUAUUUUAAUCAAACAUUUCAUAGCUCUCAUAUACGAGGAAAACUAUGGAGUAUUAUAUUGUUAUCCAGAUGUAAAUCUCAAAGAAUAAAACUUGAACAAAUAAUUCAAAUGUUUUCACCUAAUCAAAAUGAACAUAUUCUGGUAGAAUGUAGAAACUUUUUAAACUCUUGUGUUUCCAUGUCUUCUAUUAAAGAUUCAGUUGGUUGUUUAUAUGCAAUGAAUUAUUUAUUAAAGUUUUACCAAAAGAUAAUGAAUAUAAAUGACAAUGUAAAGCAUCCUCAUUAUUAUAUUAAAAUUGUUUCUAUAUUAGUUUUGGUGAUGAAAGAUUAUUUAUCAAAAAAUCAACCUCCAAAUGUGGAAACUAUUGGUGUACUAGUUCAAGAAUUUUUUGUAUUACUAUCAACAUUACCAUCAUUUAUAACACAGUUGCCAACAAUCUGGUUUACUCGUCAAUCUUUACAGAAAGUAAUACAAUAUGAAAAUUAUAAAAUAAAUGGCAUAUCUGAAAUGAAUGAUAAUAAAAAUAUUAAAUUUAGUCAGAGUGUUUUAAAACAAUUACGAUAUAUUGAUGAUAAUAUAGCCUCUUCUGUUGUGAAACAAGUUUUGUUUGUCAAAGAUAUUGAUAUCAUAUCGAAUUUGACAAAUGAAGAAGAUAUUUGUUCAGAAAUCUUCUAUACAUUUAUCGAACCAAUAAUUCAAUCUGUUUUCAUUGGUUAUUUAUCUCAAUCUACAUUAUUGUAUAUAUGGGAUCAGUUAAUGUUAUGUAUUGCUGGAGCUGAACCAAUUGAAUCCAAUUUGUCAUAUAUUUUAAGUUGUUUCAUAGCUAUUUUCAUUUUUCUAUGCUGGAUUAGAAUACCAAAUCAUUCUCUAUCUGAUAUAAGUCAAUAUGAACAUAUAAAUACAAUUGAUGAACAAAGAGAAAUAAGUAGGAAAGAAAUGACUUCAUUAAAUGAACAAUUCCUUAUAAUUGGUCCAAAAUUAGAAAAAGAUGAUUUUCAGUUUUUGAUAAAGAAAUAUUUCUUCAUGGAUAUUUUCUGUCUAUUAACCGGUACACAACAAUACAACACUAAUAGUUGUCUUUUAUCAAAUGAUGGACUUUUAACAUCAACUGAAUGGUCGUCAAUAUUGAGAAAGUCUCAUCUCAUAGAUCCUAGUAAACGUAAAGAACAAAGAUUACUACAUUAUGCAGAGUUGGAAAGAUUACGAAAUACUGAAGAUCAUCUCAUUAAAAUGCAAGAUCAGUUAGAUGCUUAUAAAACUAGAUUAAAAGAAGCAUCAGAUGAAAUUUCUCACAGUAAACGUUUACUUAGUCAAUAUGUAACAAAACAAGAUUAUUCACCUAACAAGGUUGAUGAAUUCAAUGAUCACAAAAUGAAUUCAUCAUUAAGUAAAGUAAAAUGGAAAUCAAAUUUGCAUAAAAUUACACUUUUAAGAAAUGUAGCACAGAAUUUUGGCGCGAAUAUUGAAAAUUCAAAUCCUUUAAAACAAUCACAAGUGAUACAAACUGAAUAUGAUUGA